UCCUGUCAGAAUAGUUGGUGCUGCGUGAGGCGAGUUCAAGUUCUCAGAAGGUGUGGAGAAGCCCCAGAUUUUUGGGAUGGCGGCGUCUGAGGCAGGCCAUGAGGCGUCGACGGAGCGACUAGAUAUCGCGCGGGGCCUAGAGAACGUGCCCGUGAGCGCGUGGCCCUCAGGGGCGGAGCCAGCGCCCUUCCAGUAUAUGCCUGAUCUCGUAGCUGGACCCGGAGCAGACAUCGAUCCCACUCAAAUAACCUUUCCUGGAUGCAUCUGUGUCAAAACUGCCUGCUUGCCUGGUACAUGCUCCUGUCUCCGCCAUGAGGAAAACUAUGAUGGUAAUUCAUGCCUUAGAAACAUAGGGUCAGAAGCAAAGUAUGCUGAGCCCAUUUUUGAAUGCAAUGUCUUGUGCCAGUGCAGUGACCGCUGCCGAAACAGAGUGGUCCAGAGGGGUCUGCAGUUCCACCUCCAGGUGUUUAAGACAGAGAAAAAAGGCUGGGGACUUCGCACUUUGGAAUUUAUACCAAAAGGACGGUUUGUGUGUGAAUAUGCUGGUGAAGUUUUAGGAGUCUCUGAAGUACAGAAAAGAAUUCACUUACAAACAAAACAUGAUGCAAAUUACAUUAUAGCCAUCCGAGAACAUGUUUAUAAUGGGCAGGUAAUGGAAACAUUUGUUGACCCUACUUAUAUAGGAAAUAUUGGGAGAUUCCUUAAUCAUUCUUGUGAGCCAAACUUGUUGAUGAUUCCUGUCCGAAUUGACUCAAUGGUACCUAAGUUGGCACUUUUUGCAGCCAAAGAUAUUCUCCCAGAAGAAGAACUCUCUUACGACUAUUCAGGAAGAUUUCUUAAUGUAGCGGUGGGUGAAGACAAAGAAAAGCUAGAUAAUGGGAAACUACGAAAGCCUUGCUACUGCAGUGCCAAGUCUUGCACCGCUUUCUUGCCCUACGACAGUUCACUGUACUGCCUCUUAGAGAAGCCAAAUAACAAUUAGGAAGGAAAUUUUCACCCACUGGCCACUCUCAGUAACCAAGCAUUUGUGGCUCAGUCCCUUCUGCAUACCCUUCUUGUAAGCAAUUUAUCCUGGAGGUAAUUCUGCUGUGUGGUAGGCAGCUUGCCCCUCCUUAUAGGGAAGGUCAGUGGUUCUCUAGCUCUGCCUCUACCUAGGGGCAUAACUCAGGAACGUGGCGGUGUUCAUCUAUGUCCUUUCUCCUCCUUUGUGAUACAGUUCUCAGUGUGACCCGGCUACAUAACUAUCCAGAGACUCACUUUCCUAGUUAGACGUCGCUAAGUGACUGAGUAGCUAAUGGUAUAUAAGUAAAAACAAUUUUGUUCUUAAAUGGAGAGCUCCUGCCCUUCUCUUCUUCUUUCUUCCUGUUGGCUGGAAAGUAUAUCUGACGUAUAUGCUCCAGUUUGGAACUGGAGCAGCCAUCCUGGACCUCAAGAUGACUGUGGGGAAGGAAGCCAUGCAUUGACACCAAAAUGAAAAGUUACUUGCUGAUGAUAAUGUAUAUGGCAAUGUCUUUGUCUUGACUGCUAUGCACUAUAUUCGUGCUGGGGAAAGCCAUGUUGAACACUGUAAAGAUUAUAGUGAUUAAAUGUAAAUAAUAAAAAGGAAAAAGAAAGGAAGCCAUGCAUAACAAAUCAACAAGGCAAAAAAGAGUCUGCGUGUCUGGUACUGUAUGGUCCUGAUCUGAUACCUCUGGAUUUUUAGAUGAGAAGUAGUCUCUCCCUUGUUGAAGGCAUUAUUAUUGUGAAUUUUCUAGUGUUUGAACUGAACCUAAUCAUGAUCAAAAGACACACACACAAUUGUGGCUGGACCAAUCUAAGUUGAGCUUUCAGACCCAUUUUAUCGGUAAUAAAGCUAAUACUUUUAUUUCCAUCUGCCUUUUCCAUCUUAUUUCUCAUUUGUUUCUAAGCAUAGAUCAAGGAAAAGGAUAUGAUUAUCACCUCCUAAUGCUCUUAUAAUUACUACUAAUAGAGAAAAAUAUAACCACAAUAAUGGCUUCUAUGGUACAAUCAAA
Messenger RNA from Tupaia belangeri chinensis (Chinese tree shrew), 2012 nucleotides. RefSeq names its product histone-lysine N-methyltransferase SETMAR. The transcript is spliced from 2 exons. The record is from RefSeq and is a predicted model, not a curated record. The coding region runs from base 77 to 982 and encodes 301 amino acids. Gene Ontology annotation, cellular component: nucleus. Gene Ontology annotation, molecular function: zinc ion binding; histone methyltransferase activity; protein binding. Lineage: Eukaryota; Metazoa; Chordata; Mammalia; Scandentia; Tupaiidae.